This is a messenger RNA of Euleptes europaea (tarantolino), 2525 nucleotides long. RefSeq names its product prickle planar cell polarity protein 1 (gene PRICKLE1). The record is from RefSeq and is a predicted model, not a curated record. Lineage: Eukaryota; Metazoa; Chordata; Lepidosauria; Squamata; Sphaerodactylidae. Bases 18 to 2486 code for a protein of 822 amino acids. The transcript is spliced from 7 exons. Gene Ontology annotation, molecular function: zinc ion binding.
CAGUGUGCCUUUUGGAAAUGGAACCGAAAGUUUGCAACCUGACAUAUGGUUUCCAGAGAAGCUCAACAUCUGACGAUGACUCCGGCUGUGCCUUGGAAGAAUAUGCCUGGGUGCCUCCAGGUCUUAGACCUGAGCAGGUACAGCUGUACUUUGCCUGUUUGUCAGAGGAGAAGGUCCCUUAUGUUAACAGUCCUGGAGAGAAACACAGAAUUAAACAGCUGCUUUAUCAGCUUCCCCCCCAUGAUAACGAAAUUCGAUAUUGUCAAUCUUUAAGUGAAGAAGAAAAGAAGGAACUUCAGAUAUUUAGUUCACAACGUAAGAAGGAAGCACUGGGACGAGGCACAGUCAAAUUACUCUCAAGAGCAGUAAUGCAUACACUUUGUGAACAGUGUGGUACAAAAAUAAAUGGCGGUGAAGUUGCAGUGUUUGCGUCAAGAGCAGGACCUGGAGUGUGCUGGCAUCCAUCCUGUUUUGUGUGUUCUACAUGCAAUGAACUUCUUGUUGACUUAAUCUAUUUCUACCAUGAUGGAAAAAUUCAUUGUGGUAGACACCAUGCUGAACUCCUCAAGCCACGCUGUUCAGCAUGUGAUGAGAUUAUCUUUGCUGAUGAAUGUACAGAAGCAGAAGGUCGCCACUGGCACAUGAAACAUUUUUGUUGCCUGGAGUGUGAGACCAUCCUUGGAGGACAAAGAUACAUUAUGAAAGAUGGACGUCCAUUCUGCUGUGGCUGUUUUGAGUCCCUGUAUGCGGAGUAUUGUGAGACUUGUGGGGAACACAUAGGGGUUGAUCAUGCUCAGAUGACUUAUGAUGGACAGCAUUGGCAUGCCACAGAAACUUGCUUUUCUUGUGCUCACUGCAAAGUUUCCCUACUUGGCUCUCCUUUCCUUCCCAAGCAAGGACAGAUUUAUUGCUCCAAGUCAUGCAGUCUGGGAGAAGAUGUUCAUGCCUCUGACUCUUCUGACUCUGCUUUUCAGUCGGCCCGCUCAAGGGACUCCAGGAGGAGUGUUCGUAUGGGGAAAAGCAGUCGGUCAGCAGAUCAGUGCAGACAGUCCCUUCUCCUUUCCCCAGCUUUGAACUACAAAUUCCCUGGCCUAUCGAGCACGGCUGAUGACACCCUUUCAAGGAAACUGGAUGACUUAAGCCUUUCGAGGCAAGGAAUGGGCUUCGUUGAUGAAGACCUCUGGAAAGGAAGAGGGGAGCAAGAAAUUCCAGACGAUCCUGAAGAAUGGGCUGAACAUGAAGACUAUAUGACUCAGCUACUCCUUAAGUUUGGUGAUAAAAGUCUCUUGCAGCAGCCAGUGGAAGUAAAUGCUAGAGCAAAUGAACAGUGGGUUUCUGAAAGCAUGGUUAAAGGAAGAUCUGAGUUAAAGAAAACUAGCCAAAGCCUGGCAAGUAAGAAAUACCAGUCAGAUAUGUACUGGGCUCAGUCCCAAGAUGGGCUUGGGGACUCUGCUUAUGGCAGCCAUCCAGGCCCUGCCAGCAACAGGAAAAUCCAAGAGCUGGACAUGGAACACAGUGCAACUAGGUAUAAAUGUGACCAAAAGCAAUGGUAUGAUAAUUCACUGGAAUGUUUAUCAGACCUGAAACAGGAGCAGUGUGUUAGAGAUUCAGUGGAUUCACUGGCUUUGUCCAAUAUUACAGGUGCUUCUGUAGAUGGAGAAGUCAUACCAAGACCAUCUUUGUAUUCUUUGCAAACAUACCAAGAGCUGGAGGUAGAUGACUGUGAGAAAAUGAGUAACAUGGGAACCCUGAAUUCCUCAAUGCUUCACAGGAGUACAGAGUCUUUAAAAAGUUUAAGUUCUGAAUUAUGUCAAGGCAAGGCACUGCCAGAUGAAAAGCCAAUACAUAUGCCAGUUCUCAGACGGUCCAAAUCACAGACUAGACCUCAGCAGGUUAAGUUUUCAGAUGAUGUCAUUGAUAAUGGAAACUAUGAGAACCUUGAAAUUCGUCAGCCUCCCAUGAGUGAAAGGACUCGACGGCGAGUUUACCAGUUUGAAGACCUUGGAACUAGACAGCAACAUCGGCGCAGGAAGAGUAGAAAGUCUAGGUCUGAUAAUGCACUUCACUUAGCUGCAGAAAGAAAACCCUUGCCAAAGGAAAGACUUAAUUUUUAUUCCCCUCAGGACUAUGAGAAAUUAAUUCAUAAUAAAAGUCCUCAUACUAUUCGAGCAUAUACUCCAAACCCAUACAGCCCGUACAGCCGUAUUUCUUCAGACUAUGUAAUGAGGAACCAUCAGGACCAGUUUUUUGGAUUCUUUGGUGAUGAGGAAGACUCUUGGUGUUCAACAUCAUCAUCAUCUGAUUCAGAAGAGGAAGGUUACUUUUUAGGACAGCCCAUUCCACAGCCCCGAUCAGUGAGAUAUCCCUAUUAUACAGAUGACCUUUCUAGUCCAACUGCUGAACUUCCCAGUUCUCCAUUUGGACAAAGAGCAACAAAACCCAAAAAGCGAAAAGCACACAAAGGCAAAAACUGCAUAAUUUCUUAAGCUUUACUAGUAACUAUGAGUUAUGUGCCUAUACUGUUU